UGACCAUAGAUUUUGAGGGGCUCCCAGAUCUUACAGCCCCCCUCCAGCUCUCCUUCAAACGCUCUGCUUGCUUAAACCUCUCUGCUGCUGCAGCAACAACCUUAUCCUCUCAUUCCACCUCUGCCUCCUCCUCCUCCUCCUCCUCCUCCUCCUCCUCCUUCUCUUUAUGUAAAUUUUGUAACUUUCAGUUCCUUUUGCCCUCUUGGAGCUUAAUUUAAGACAGAAAUCUAUUUGAAAGCUUUAGAGGAGGAGAGAUGGCUCCCAAGGCUGGGAAGGUUAAGGCGCAUAGAGUCAAAGGCGAGAAGAAGAAGAAGGAAGAGAAAGUGUUGCCGGCGGCGGUGGAUGUCAUCGUCGAGACGCCGGAUUACUCGCUGCUCACCCUCAAGGGUAUAUCGACGGAUAAGAUACUUGACGUCCGUAAAUUAUUGGCCGUACACGUGGACACUUGCCACUUAACCAACUUCGCCCUUUCCCAUGAGACACGAGGAGACAAGUUAAAGGAUACGGUGGAAGUUGUCUCACUAAAGCCAUGCCAUAUUACUAUCGUCCAAGAGGAGUAUACGGAGGAGCUCGCCGUCGCCCACAUCCGCCGACUGCUCGACGUCAUAGCCUGCACGACCGCGUUCGGCGCUUCUCCGGAGAGGAAUGGAGGACCAGCAAGUCCUCCUACUGCAGGUGGAGAUGGAGGGAAGGGCGAUACGCGCCCCGGCGACGCUGCGAGGUCGGGCGAGACAAACGGGGAGGAAUGUAAAGACGAAGCCGAUGGCAUUGCCGGGAGAAAGAAGGUUGAUUUCAUAUCCUCUACGGUUAACGUACACAAGGACGAUCCGUUGUACCCUCCCCCCAAACUCGGGCAAUUCUACGAGUUCUUCUCGUUCUCCCACCUUACUCCGCCGCUCCAAUAUAUAAGGAGGACUUCGCGACCAUUUGUGGAUGAUAAAAAGGAAGAUAACUUCUUUCAGAUUGAUGUGAAGAUUUGCAAUGGGAAACUUGUGACCAUAAUCUCUACGAAAGAUGGGUUCUAUCCCUCUGGAAGAAGGUCUCUUAUAAGUCAUUCUUUAGUUUACUUGUUGCAGCAAAUAAGCCGAGCUUUUGAUAGUGCAUACAAGUCACUGAUGAAAGCUUUCGUUGAGCACAAUAAGUUUGGAAAUCUUCCAUAUGGAUUUCGAGCAAACACUUGGGUGGUUCCUCCAAUAGCUGCAGAUUUUCCAUCAAUUUUUCCUCCUCUUCCUACAGAAGAUGAAACUUGGGGUGGUAAUGGCGGCCAGGGGCGUGAUGGCAAGAAUGCUGAGAGGCCGUGGGCCAAAGAAUUUGCAAUCCUUGCAGCAAUGCCUUGUAAAACAUCUGAGGAAAGGCAAGUCCGUGAUAGGAAGGCUUUCCUUCUUCACAGCUUAUUCAUUGAUGUCGCUGUUAUCAAAGCUGUCGAGGCUAUUCAACAACUAAUCAUCAAGAACAAGUGCUCAAAUGAAUCACCAUAUGGUCCCUCCGCUGUAAUUUUACAUGAAGAACAAAUCAGAGAUCUAAGAAUUACAGUUACAAAGGACAAUGCUGAUGCCAGCUCUAAAAUGGAUGUUAAAUUGGACAGAAUUCAAGCCCCAAGAAAGUCUUCUAAGGAUAUUUGUAAACGAAAUUUACUAAAAGGAAUCACUGCAGAUGAGAGUGCAACUGUUCAUGAUACUGCCACCCUAGGUGUAGUGGUGGUUAGACACUGUGGUUAUACUGCUGUUGUCAGAGUUCCAGUCAAUGCUGGUUCAGGUGAAAGUCCCUUGAUUGAACAAGACAUUCAUAUUGAAGAGCAGCCUGAGGGAGGUAGUAACUCUUUAAAUGUCAACAGCUUGAGAAUGCUUUUGCACAAGUCCUCAUCAUGUGGAGCCCAGAAAUCCCAUUGUACAGACAUGGAGGAUUUACACUCUUUCAGGUCCUUGGUGCUAAAAGUAUUAGCAGAUAGUAUGCUGAGGUUAGAUGAAGAAACUAAAGAACGGAAAAUGCCAAUUAGAUGGGAACUAGGGGCUUGCUGGGUGCAGCAUUUACAGAAUCAAUCGGAGAAUACUGAUUCCAAUAAAUGUAAAGACAGCAUAGUUGAAACAACCGUAAAAGGGCUCGGUAAACAUUUUGGUCAAUUAAAGCAGAUAAAGAAGAAGGUUCAGGAUAAUGGGGGAACUGAUUCUACAAAUGAAAACUCUACUCCUAGCAUGGGCUUGAUUAAGGAACACGUGGAUGGUUUUAAACUUAAGGAAGAUAAGGAAAUGAUGCUACAAAAAUUGCUUCCUGAAGCAGACUACAUACGCCUCAAAGAAUCUAAUACUGGUCUUCAUGUCAAGUCACCAGAUGAGCUGAUUGAGAUGGCAUUCAAGUAUUAUGAGGAUAUUGCACUGCCAAAGUUGGUAGCAGAUUUUGCUUCACUCGAACUUUCUCCUGUUGAUGGUAGGACGUUGACAGAUUUUAUGCAUACCAGGGGGUUGCAGAUGUGUUCACUUGGACGUGUGGUUGACCUUGCAGACAAGCUCCCUCAUGUGCAGUCCCUUUGUUUGCAUGAGAUGAUAGUUCGAGCUUAUAAGCAUAUACUUCAAGCUGUCAUUGCAGUUGUUGGUGACAUGUCUAACAUGGCUGGGACCGUCGCAUCUUGUUUAAAUGUAUUGCUUGGAUCAGUGCCUGCAGAUAAUGCAGAUAUUUACUUGAGCAAUGACAUCUGUCUCAAAAAUAAGUGGCUGGAAACUUUCCUAUUAAAGCGAUUUGGGUGGAAUUUGAAAGAUAAGGACCGCAAGGACUUGAGGAAGUAUGCAAUUCUACGUGGUCUUUGCCACAAGGUAGGACUUGAGCUAGUACCAAGAGACUAUGAUUUUGAAACUCCACAUCCUUUUAGGAAAUCAGACAUUGUGAGCAUGGUUCCUGUAUACAAAGUAAGGAUUUGUAGCUUUAGAUAUUAUCUUGUCUUAUUUUCUGUAAGCGAUUGUUCUGACUUGAAAUUGCAGCACGUUACCUGUGCAUCAGCUGAUGGACGCACUUUGCUGGAGUCAUCUAAAACUUCUUUAGAUAAAGGAAAACUGGAGGAUGCUGUUAAUUAUGGGACCAAGGCGUUAGCAAAACUAGUUGCAGUAUGUGGUCCAUACCACAGAACGACGGCAGGUGCAUACAGUCUUUUGGCUGUAGUUCUCUACCAUACUGGUGACUUCAACCAGGCAACCGUCUAUCAACAAAAGGCUUUGGAUAUUAAUGAAAGGGAACUAGGUCUUGAUCAUCCAGAUACAAUGAAAAGCUAUGGUGAUCUUGCCGUUUUCUACUAUCGUCUUCAGCAUACAGAACUGGCACUGAAGUACGUUAAUCGUGCAUUGUACCUAUUGCACCUGACUUGUGGCCCUUCACAUCCUAACACUGCUGCAACUUACAUAAAUGUGGCUAUGAUGGAAGAGGGGUUAGGUAAUGUGCACGUUGCUCUUAGAUACCUACAUGAGGCAUUGAAAUGCAACCAGAGACUACUUGGAAGUGAUCAUAUACAGACUGCAGCUAGUUAUCAUGCUAUUGCCAUUGCUCUGUCUUUGAUGGAAGCUUAUUCUUUAAGUGUCCAGCAUGAGCAGACAACUCUCCGCAUCCUUAAAGCAAAGCUUGGAUCAGAAGAUCUACGGACACAGGAUGCUGCUGCAUGGCUUGAGUAUUUCGAGUCUAAGGCUCUCGAGCAACAGGAAGCUGCACGAAAUGGUACUCCAAAGCCUGAUGCUUCCAUUGCUAGCAAAGGUCAUCUGAGUGUGUCUGACCUUUUAGAUUAUAUCAACCCUGAAGCAGAACAAAAAUCCAGAGAACUUCAAAAGAAGCAAGCCCUUGCAAAGAUAAAAAGCAGAAAUGAACAAAACCAAUUUGACACUGUUGAGAUUGACGACGACCAGGUUGAUAUGCCAAAGCAGGAAUGGGUGGCAACCAAUGACAAGGAAAACAACUCCUACAUUCAUCCACCCAUGGAGUUUAAGGAUGAGAAGCCCAAUAUCGUCGUCAUUAAUGUGUCAAGAUCGAAUCCAGAGGAGGAUGCCAUGGAGGAAUAUUCAACUGAAGAAGGAUGGCAAGAAGCUUUCUCAAAGGCACGAUCUCUCGCAAACCAAAAAUCUGUAUCAAGGAGACCUAGUUUGGCGAAAAUCAAUACAAAUUCGCUGAACAAUGUAGAAAGUCCACGAUAUCGAGCUAGAACUUCCCCCAACAUUUCUUCUCCUGGAACACCAGCAAAUGAUGAUAGUAUGCCUGCUGCUACUAGCCCUGCUUCAAAGAAGUUCAUCAAGAAUUUAAGCUUCAAUCAGAAAGCAAGCAACAUUCCUGUUUCAAUGGAUGCAGAUCCUGCCACCACUGCUAUGGCUCCCAAUUCAGUUUCUUCGCCAAUUGCAAACACUAGUCCCUCGACAAGGAAAAACUUAUCAUAUAAAGAUGUGGCAUUGGCUGCUCCGGGAACUAUCAUCAAGGUCGCAGAUAACCACGAUAUGGAAAUGUCACACGCUAUAAGAGAACAAACAAACUAUGGUUCUAAAGGGGAGAUGAGCAAACAUAAAAAUAUUGAGGGAUGCAAACAUGCAUCUACUCAUGGAGAGUCUGAUGGCUCUGUUGUGGAAGGAGAUAGCAAGGAGAAAAUGAAUUCUAUUGUGGUAGAAACAUCUCUGCAGGAGACAAGUCCUGUUGUGGAAGAAAAAGAUAGCAAGGAAGCUCCUGCAGUGCAAGAAUCUUGUAAAAUAUCAGUGAUAUGCCAUGAAGUGAAAGAAUUAGAAUUAAGAGCAUCUGCUUCAGAUGGAACUGCUGCUAUGCACGAACCUGAUGUCCCUGGUUCCACCGAAGAAGUGAGCAAUGUAGGUGAGGAGAUGCAGGAACUAGUAUCAAGUGGAUGUGAAAGUGAGCCAAUAAAAGAGAAGAACAAUGAGACAGCCAAAGAGCCCAUCAGCAAACUUUCUGCAGCUGCAGCGCCAUUCAAUCCAUCCACAAUACCAGUUUUUAGCUCAGUUCCCUUGCCAAGCUUCAAAGAUCAUGGAGGAAUUUUACCACCUCCUGUAAGUAUUCCUCCCAUGGUGGUAAUUCCUGUUCAUAAGCAUCUCCACCAGUCUGCCACAUCAAGGGUGCCCUAUGGCCCACGGAUAACUGGGGGUUAUAACCAUUCAGGUUAUCGCAGUCAUCGGAACAAACUGCCAUUUCAGAAUGGUGAAUUGGCUUCUCAGGAUGGUAACUCAUUGAGUCCAACAAUGAAUCCUAAUGCCGCCGAAUUCGUUCCUACCCAGCCAUUGAUUCAGAGCAACUACCCAGUGUCCCCAAGCGGCUCUCAAGCAUCAGCAAACAAUAUUUCACUCUCCCCUCAAUGUUUACCUUCAUCACCAGAAAGUUUGAUGGAAUCAACAACUCCAGUUUCUGCCUCUGAGUCACAAAGUGAGGAAGCUGACAAUAUCACUAAAGUUGAGCAAUCUACAGAAGGUACAGAUGCUACUAUCAACGCUGAACAGAUUACUCCUGAACAAGAGACUCCUGAACAGAUUACUAUCUCUGAUGACCUUCAACUAGCAGAUAAUGCACCAGAAUCAGCAAGGUCUAUCGACAAGCAAAAAUGUUGGGCUGACUACAGCGACAGCGAAACUGAUGUUGAGGUUGUGGGUUGAAGACAAAGGGGCAUGGUCUUAAGCGAGAAUAAGUUGAUGCUGGCUAUGAUCAACCUACAACUCGGACCUUUGCUUCUCCUCUAGAUUAAGCAUCAAAAAAGGAGAAAUUGCCAUGGAAGCUAAAUUCUUAAUGAAACUGAAAACAAGGCUUAUCAUUAACGUUAAUCCUUGCUAGCCCUGUUCCAGAAUAAGUGAUGUUUAUGUACUUCGAUAGAAUUGACUUAUGUACCUUGAGGAACCCGGCUCAUGUUCAUAACUAUUAUUUUCUCCAUAAUUGAAGAAUGUGAGAAAUAAAAUUCAAUUCUAAUUCCA
Molecule: messenger RNA, 5927 nt
Organism: Zingiber officinale
Lineage: Eukaryota; Viridiplantae; Streptophyta; Magnoliopsida; Zingiberales; Zingiberaceae
Product: protein TSS-like
Exons: 22
Coding region: 255-5615 (1786 amino acids)
Biological process (GO): organelle organization
Cellular component (GO): cytoplasm
Molecular function (GO): protein binding
Source: RefSeq, a predicted model, not a curated record